AUGAAGAUGCUUAUUUCACAACUCCAGAAAAUUAAGGCUGUGAGGAGCAGGAGCAGAGUUGUGGGGGAAAAGAGUUGCUUAUGUAUCAUCACGCGCUACGAUGACUUCUAUUUCACUGUGUCGUGUCUCAUUAGCCAGGGUGUCAGAGAUCUGCAAAGUGUGCUAGCCUCAGCCGGAGGCUUGACGGAAGAACGUUGGAGGAUCUGGUUUGGGGAGUCCUUCUCCAUGUCUCUUGAGUCCCUGCUCCCCUCUUUUUCCUACUAUUCUAUGAUGGAAGGCAGUCCCCCAAAGUAUAAAACCUCUGAUAAUUUCAUAAAAGGAUGUGUCGAGGAAGUAGUGAAGCUGUAUUCUUCUGAAGGUCCCUGUUCAGGAAUCGUUCUGGUUAACCACCAGGAUCAGUGGGGGUUGGUGUGCAGUCAUUCCUGGGAUAUGGAAGAAGCAGCCGUGGUUUGUAAACACCUGAACUGUGGAACCGCCUUAGCAGCGCCAAAGUUUUCUCCAGUGAUUCAAUAUUAUCAAGACUUGUCAAAUGCUCCCUGGCUGCAUGGAGUUUCAUGUAAAGGCAACGAAUCUUCUUUCCGGAACUGCAAUCAAGGGGACUGGAGUUGGAAGGACUGUUCCCAUGACUGGUUUAAUUGUGUCCUUUGUACAGAGAGUGUCUAUUCGAAAGCAAUGCUGGUGAAAGGAAAUAGCCCCUGUGCUGGGUUUCUGGGACAAAUCAUGUCCUCAGAACAUUUGAGGAUCACAUGUGGCUUUUGGAGCAAAGAGGCCACUGUUCUUUGCAGAGAGCUGGGAUGUGGUUCAGCGCUUCAACCUUCCAAGGACGCCCAUCUAAGAGAAGACUUGGGAAAUACAUCCAAGGCUGUGACCUGUCAGGGCACUGAACCUACUAUCCUAAACUGCUUAUUUCAACAAACACUUUUAGAUAGCUGCGAUCUAGAUUCAGCGUCUGAAGUGAUCUGUUCAGGGCACCGGGAGGUGCGCCUUGUGGGUGGGGAGCACCCAUGCGCGGGGCGCUUGGAGGUGCGGCGGGGCCUGGAGUGGGGCACGAUCUGCCAGUCGGACCUGGACCUGGCCACGGCCCAUGUGGUCUGCCGGGAGCUGAGCUGCGGAGCCGCCGUGUCCACCCCUGGAGGUGCUGGCUUUGGCCGGGGGCAGGGCCCUCAGUGGACCCAGGAGACCUUCCGCUGCCGAGGGAACGAGUCUCUCCUGUUCCACUGCCCCCGCGGGCCCGCGCGGACAAAACCCUGCUCCCACAGACAGGAUGCCGCCGUCCGCUGCUCAGAAUACAGGCUGGUGAAUGGCAGCAGCCGCUGUGAGGGGCGAGUGGAGCUGCAGGUUGGGGGGUCAUGGGGCCCCCUGUGCGCCGCCCACUGGGACUUGGCAGAUGCCCACGUCCUCUGCCACCAGCUGGGCUGUGGGGUGGCCUUGGCGACCGCGGGUGGAGUGUUCUUCGGGUCAGGAGAUGGCCCUGCCUGGACCGAUGCCUUUCACUGCACGGGGACAGAGCCCCAUCUGUGGAACUGCCCGCGGAGCGCCCUGGGGGCCUCCUCCUGCCCGCCCCACCACGUGGCCAAUGCCAUCUGCUCCGGUGAAUCGGCGGAGGUGCUGCGGCUGCAGGGCGGGCAGAGCCGGUGUGACGGCCGUGUGGAGAUAUUCCUGCGGGGUGCCUGGGGUCGGAUCGUGGCUGAGGCCUGGGGCCUGGUGGAGGCCGGGGUGGUGUGCCGACAGCUGCACUGUGGAGAGGCUCACAGAGCCUACAGCCUCGAUCAGAUGGCCUGCGGCCCAGAGGCCACCCCCGUGGGGCUCAGCGCUGUCACCUGUGCUGGGAACGAAACCCGCCUGACACAAUGCCAGGUCUCCAUCACCCCGCCAUCUCCUGCGGGGAUGGCCUGGGAUGUGGGCGUUGUUUGCUCUGAGAGCGAAGGCCUGCGUCUGGCAGGAGGUCCUGGGCGCUGUGCUGGGAGGGUGGAGGUGCUCCACGAUGGGCACUGGGGGACGGUCUGCGACGACUCCUGGGACCUGGCAGAUGCCCAGGUAGUCUGCCGGCAGCUGAGCUGUGGCAUGGCCCUCGGGGCCCCCGCCCCCACCGGGUAUGGGGCCGGGACAGGGCCCAUCUGGCUGGACGAGCUGGCCUGCACGGGGAACGAGUCUCGCCUCUGGCAGUGCCCCUCCGCCGGCUGGGGCCAACACAACUGCCGACACAAGGAGGACGUCGGCGUUCUCUGCUCGGAGUUCAUAGACAUGCGGCUCGCUGGUGGUUCCUGGGCCUGUACCGGACGGCUGGAGGUUUUCUACAAUGGGACGUGGGGAAGCGUAUGCCAUAACUCCCUGACGGGUGUCUCCCUCACCGUGAUAUGCAAACAGCUGCAAUGUGGAGCCCGGGGGCAGCUCUUGGACACACCAGAACCAGAUGCAGAAUCCAGGUUGACCUGGGUGGACCAUAUUGAAUGCCGAGAGAAGCACCACACCUCUCUGUGGCAGUGCCCCUCCUCACCUUGGCAUCCACAUUCGUGCCCCAGGACGGAAGAAGCCUGGAUCAGUUGCCAAGAAGAGAGAGAUGAAAAAAAUGAGAGCCCGGAAGAGACCCUUAAAUGCUCAGUCUUCAACAACUGCACAGCGCAGGAGAAGGUGCGCGUGCGGGGCGGUGAGGACGGCUGCUCGGGACGUGUAGAGGUGUGGCACGUCGGGUCAUGGGGCACGGUUUGCGAUGACGCCUGGGACCUGGCAGAUGCCCACGUAGUGUGCCGACAGCUGGGCUGCGGAGCGGCGCUGGCAGCCCCGGGACGGGCGGCCUUCGGUCCGGGGACGGGCACCAUCUGGCUGGAUGAGGUCCGGUGCCAGGGCAGCGAGGCCUCUCUCUGGGACUGUCCGGCAGCCCCCUGGGGCCGCACCGACUGUGACCACAAGGAAGACGCCGCUGUCAACUGUUCUGGUCAGUGCUGGUGA
This is a messenger RNA of Tachyglossus aculeatus (Australian echidna), 2949 nucleotides long. RefSeq names its product scavenger receptor cysteine-rich domain-containing protein SCART1-like. The transcript has 12 exons. Gene Ontology annotation, cellular component: membrane. The coding region runs from base 1 to 2949 and encodes 982 amino acids. Lineage: Eukaryota; Metazoa; Chordata; Mammalia; Monotremata; Tachyglossidae. The record is from RefSeq and is a predicted model, not a curated record.